Messenger RNA from Cololabis saira (Pacific saury), 1766 nucleotides. RefSeq names its product doublecortin domain containing 2B (gene dcdc2b). Gene Ontology annotation, biological process: intracellular signal transduction. NCBI's taxonomy places the organism in Eukaryota, Metazoa, Chordata, Actinopteri, Beloniformes, Belonidae. The record is from RefSeq and is a predicted model, not a curated record. Gene Ontology annotation, cellular component: microtubule organizing center; microtubule. The coding region runs from base 1 to 1272 and encodes 423 amino acids. The transcript is spliced from 13 exons.
AUGGCUGCCAACACUGCAGCUACUUCUCACUUGCCUCCGGUGAAGAGCGUAGUAGUGUACAGGAAUGGUGACCCCUUCUACAGUGGACGGAGGUUUGUGGUGAACCAGCGACAAGUGGCCACUAUGGAGACCUUUUUGAAUGAGGUGACCCAGAGCAUCGGGGCCCCCCUGGCGGUCAGGACCCUGUACACGCCCAGGCACGGCCACAGGGUCGCAGACCUGCAGGACCUGCAGACAGGAGCCCAGUAUGUGGCCGCUGGCUUUGAGAGGUUCAAGAAACUGGAUUACCUGAAUGUAGGAACAAAAAAGCAGCCUGCCAACCGCGAAGAAAUCCAGACAAAAGUCGUCCAGAGGUUGAACGUUUCAGCCAAAUGGAAGGAGUUUAUACCUGUUCCUUGCAUUAUACAUGUUUUCCGUAAUGGAGAUCUCCUGUGUCCUCCGUUCCGGCUCAUCAUUCCUCGCAGCAUGCGGCAGGACCUGGAGAAGAUCCUGAGUCUGAUCACAGAGAAGGUCAGCUUACGGACCGGAGCAGUGCGCAGGUUGUGCUCUUUGGAAGGAGUGGCCGUGUCCUCAGCUGUGGAGCUGCAGACAGGCCACUGCUACGUUGCCGUGGGAACUGAGAGGUUCAAGAAACUUCCAUAUGUGGAACUGUUGGUUUCAAAAGCUACAGAGAGACAUUAUCCUGGGAAGAGGAGACUGCUGAGGAGAGCUCAGAACAUGAAAGCAGGAACAGGCCCAGAAGACCAGUACAGUGACUCGGCACUUCUCGACUCCCCAGAGUCAGAUGGGCGCAGGGUGAAGUCAACGGGGGAUGAAGCUGCAGCUCCAUCAUCCUCACAGCAGAUGAGCAAGAGAGAAGCAGCAGAGGAGACGUUUGCCAGGCCAGAAAAGAUCUCCAAGAACCGAACACAAACUCGACCACCACUCAGCAAUGGAUCUGUUGAGCCCAACAUGUUCAAAGGAGCAGGGCGACAAAGGAGAGAGGAAGUCCAAGGAGCUGAGGAGGUGCAGGAGGAUGAAAACACGGCUACUGAGCUUCCCAUCGACCAGAGAGUUGCAGAAAUAGUGGAGGAAGAAGACUUAAAAAACACAGAGGAUCCUCUGAACAGCACCCAGCAGCCACCACCAUCUGAAGAGGAGCAGGGGUCCACAGCUGAAACACUGGAGGCUGAGCUAAAACAGACAUCUUUGAAGCCAGGUUCUUCAUCACCCCUUUCACAAGGAAAAAUCAGGGAAAAUCAGGAGAACCUUCAGGAAGCUCCAUCAGUCUGAGGAAGACAGAACCAUAAUCAGGUCGCUGCAUCUUCACAGGUUCUCCGCUGAUGGCUGAGUGAUCACGAUACUUCCACAAUGCAACUACAGGAGUGUUUGGCUGAAUCGGUAGUACUUUGAUUGUGGUAAUGAGCCAAAAAACAAUAAUUUGUGUUUUCUUUUUGACAAAUUGUAUGAGUCAGAAAUAUGAACAAGACUCACAGAACCCACCAAAACACUCACCUGAUAUUGCCUUCCUUCAAAGUGCUGUUUGUUGUAAUUGUGUUCAUCUUGUUCAGUGGGAAUAAUACUGAUGUUGACACUGUGCAGAUGCCUAACACUGACAUUUAUUCAAUAUGUGUACAUAAGAAACCCGAUUUUAGGCUGGUUUAGUCUGUCUGGCAAAAGCCUGUGUUGGAGAAACAUAACAGAUGAAGAGUUGCUUAGCCAACAAUUUAUUACUUAAAUAUGAGCAACAACACAGGGACAGAUUAAAACAUUGUCAAAGGCAUCUG